Messenger RNA from Spirodela intermedia, 172 nucleotides. The record is from the annotation of a GenBank genome assembly. NCBI's taxonomy places the organism in Eukaryota, Viridiplantae, Streptophyta, Magnoliopsida, Alismatales, Araceae.
AUGCGUCGACGAUGCACCGGAAUCCUGAGCGUUCGGGAGGAUCGUCGUGCAGUGUCCACGGCCUCAAAGGCUCUCCUUGGACAAAGACGACUUGGGCAAUCUCUAGAUAAAGCAGGAAAACAGAGUUCCGGCGUCGCGACGGCGACGCGUCGACGAUGCACCGGAAUCCUGA